This is a messenger RNA of Lontra canadensis (Northern American river otter), 1359 nucleotides long. It is a transcript of the gene MTNR1B, whose product is annotated as melatonin receptor 1B. The coding region runs from base 1 to 1359 and encodes 452 amino acids. Gene Ontology annotation, cellular component: membrane. The record is from RefSeq and is a predicted model, not a curated record. Gene Ontology annotation, biological process: G protein-coupled receptor signaling pathway. The transcript is spliced from 3 exons. Gene Ontology annotation, molecular function: melatonin receptor activity. NCBI's taxonomy places the organism in Eukaryota, Metazoa, Chordata, Mammalia, Carnivora, Mustelidae.
AUGCUGGAGAACGGCUCUUUCUCCAACUGCUGCGAGGCGGGCGAGCUGGCCCGGCUCCCGGGCUGGCCGGGGGAGGGCAGCGCGCGGCCCUCCGGGACCGCUCGUCCUCCCUGGGUGGCGCCCACUUUGUCCGCGGUGCUCAUCGUCACCACCGCGGGGGACGUCGUGGGCAACCUCCUGGUCAUCCUCUCGGUGCUCAGGAACCGCAAGCUGCGGAACGCGGGCAAUUUGUUCUUGGUGAGUCUGGCAUCGGCUGACCUGGCGGCGGCCUUGUACCCGUACCCGCUAAUCCUCGCGGCCAUCUUCCAAGAUGGCUGGGCCCUGGGGGAGGCGCACUGCAAGGCCAGUGCCUUUGUGAUGGGCCUGAGUGCCAUUGGCUCCGUCUUCAACAUCACCGUCAUUGCCCUUAACCGCUACUGCCACGUCUGCCACAGCGUGGCCUACCACCAGAUCUGCCGGCCCUGGCACACGCCCUUCUACGUCUGUCUCAUCUGGCUCCUCACUGUGGGGGCCUUGGUGCCCAACUUUUUUGCGGGGUCCCUGGCAUAUGACCCACGCAUCUACUCCUGCACCUUCAUUCAGACGGCCAGCGCCCGGUACACGAUGGCAGUGGUGAUCGUUCACUUCCUCCUCCCCGUCACUGUCGUGUCCUUCUGUUACCUGCGCAUCUGGGUGCUGGUGCUCCAGGCCCGCAGGAGGGCCAAGCCGGAGACCAAGCCGAGCCUGAAGCCCGGCAACGUCCGGAGCUUUCUGACCAUGUUCGUGGUGUUUGUGGUCUUCGCUAUCUGCUGGGCCCCGCUGAACGGCAUCGGCCUUGCUGUGGCCAUCGAUCCAGAAGCAAUAGCUCCCCGAGUCCCAGAGGGGCUCUUUGUGGCUAGCUACUUCCUGGCUUAUUUCAAUAGCUGCCUUAAUGCCGUCGUCUAUGGGCUCCUGAACCAGAACUUCCGCAGGGAAUACAGGAGGAUUGUCUCGGCCCUCUGGAACCCUCGGCUCUGCGUUCAGGAUGCUUCCAAGGGCAGCAUACAGCUUGUGGAACAUCAUCGUGUGGACAAGAAGCCCGUCAGCACCACGGGUUCAGGCUGGUCAGAGGAGGCCGAUAGCUACUGGGGGCGUGUCCCAGCACCGGCUCUGGCAGAUGCUCUGUCAGCGCGCUGGGCGCUUGGUGCCUUCGUCAGCCAAGGAAGGGACAGAAAGAGGACAGGUUGGGGGUCAAAGAAGCCAAUGACUUCCUAUGAGCUGCUCUCUCCUUCUACUUGGGCCUCCUUGCUGCUGCUUCUCUCUUCCCCAAAGGGCAGUAGGAACGGAUAUCUUCCUGUUGGCAAGAAUGAAAGCAUGAGCUCUGUGUGCUGGGAGCUCUAG